This is a messenger RNA of Chironomus riparius, 1447 nucleotides long. Lineage: Eukaryota; Metazoa; Arthropoda; Insecta; Diptera; Chironomidae. The record is from the annotation of a GenBank genome assembly.
AAUCUUUCUGAUUAGAUAGCAUCCAUACUUUAAGAAAAUUAAUUUUUAUUUAUUACUUCCAUUGUUCAAGUGUACUUAAAGCUGAAUGUGUGUCAAAAAAAAAUAAUUGCUACGUGGAUAAAUCGGUGCAUUUGCAAAAAACAAAUUAGUAAAUAUGUCUAGUGAAAGUUCCUUGCCAAUUGACUCUCAAAAAGCUAAAACAGUUAUUGAGGAAUUAAUGAAAACACCUGAAGGUCGUGAUCUUGCUGAUAAAAUCAAAAAUAAGCUCAUAGAUUUGAAUACACAAUUUAAAAAUCUUUCGCCGGACGAUAAGCAGAAAUUUGCGGAAGAAUUUAAAGGAAAAUUCCAAGAGACAUUUGAGGACCUUAAAGAUUCAUUAAGAGUGCAAUUAGGAAGCGAUUUAAGUGGAAGCGAGAGUGAUGAAUUUAGUGAAGAAAUUCCAUCCAAUUACGGCCCACAACCUAAUUAUUUUUUAUUCCUGAUUGCAUUCAUUCUUAUUUUAUUGUUAUUCGGCUUCUUCGGAUAUAAAUUGUACCUCUCAAUUAUGGAAAAGGAGCUUGGCAAAGGCAAAAAGAACAAAAAGGAAGACAAGAAGAGCAAAAAAUUAAACUCACCACCAUCAUCGCCUCGAUCCAAGAAAGAAAAGUGAAUUUAGUUAAAUUCGUGUACUUUAAUUUUUAUAUUCAACAGCUUAAUGCUUCUGUUGCUGUUUUUUUUUAUUACCUAUAUUGAAAAUGUAUGCAAUGAAUUUUGUUUUGGUGCAUUAAAUGAUUCAUUCUGCCAAACAACAAAACGAAUAAUAAUAAUUAAAAUUUGCUAGCUCAUUCAGCUCAUUUCAUUAAAAACACAAAAAAAAGUUUACAACUUGGUAAAUUUAAACGAUAAUUAUGAAAAAGAUGUGAAAACAACAAUAAAUUGUAAACGAAAAACUUUUAUAGGAAGAAUUUUUUUUUUUGAUAUUUACUUGCUGGGGGUUAUUUAAUAAUGAUGUGAGCUACACAUCACGAAGUGAGAUAAGUACCUCGGUAGCCGAGUGGCAGGGAUCUCUGAUUGAGUGGUCAGAGAUCGUCUCUUUAGAAGUCGUUGGUUCGAUUCCCAUCAAAUUCGACUUGUUUUACAUUAUUAUACACAUAUAGCAGUUUUAGGGGGAUCUUCAGUUGGUGACAAUACUCAGGUUUGUCUAAUAAUGUUCUACAGAGCCAGUAAAGUAACUCUAAUGAUCAAGAAUCUAAUAUAACAAGCGUAGUCUUCAAUAAUCUCAAAUUAAGGAACUAAGGUCAUAAGGACUUAAGACCAGACCCCAUUUCUUAAAUCUCCAUGAUAAGGAAAGAACCCCACAACCGCGCAUUACUUCUCUGUUUGAUUUUACACGAUUGUUCCGGGAAUUACUUAAGUAAGCUUAAACAGUACAUACUGAUCAAAAAUAAAUAUUAUGAUGAUAUAAAUG